AUGUGUAUAUUUACCACUAAUAUUAUCUAUCUAUCUAUCUAUCUAUCUGUCUAUCUAUCUAUCUAUCUAUCUAUCUGUUGUAUAUCUUCAAGCCUCUUGGAAUCGGCCGGCCUUUGUUUGUUCGUGUUUCGACAGCUGGAGAAGCAUGCUGCCAUCUCAAAUAUAACAUUCCUCAACAUGGUUUUCUUCUUCACAAUUCUUUAUAACGUUUACCGAUGCUGCCGGAUCGGUGUAGCUCGAGUGAAAGAAUGGUUUGUUCUCUUUCUGGUGGCAAUGCUUUUUGAGGUGACCGGCAUUGGUCUUAGCUUUUACGCGAGUCUUCAAACGGCUUUCAAAGACGACCUCAAUGAUUUCAUCGAGUUGGUUGGUGCUGUUUUACUCAUCUCCGUCGCUUGGAUCCCAAGCAUCAAAAAACGACAACUCCAUACCCAUAAUCCAAAUCUGCAACAAAGUGACAGUCCUCUUGAUGAAAGCAUAUUCCGAAUGAAAUCGAAAACGACAAGGUGGAAGGCUGGAAUCAUCUCGUCUUUCUUCAAGAUUGUCUUCAUUUGCUUAAUCGCUGGUGGCUUGAACCAAGAAUUUGUAAAUGACUUAUUUAGACAAAAGAAUAGCAUUUGGCACUGGCAGACGAACACUUCUCUGCAAACUCCCUUCCUAGUGAAUCUUAUAUCAAGCUUCAGUGGGUUCUGCUUGGCAUUCCUUACAUGUCACAUGUCCCUCGAUAUAGGAGCUUUCGCCUUGCCUAUUUUCCUCUCAACCCCCAUUUCUACGAUGCUUUUCUUAAUUCCCGACGCCUGCCAAACUCUGGUCAUCAUUGACGAUCGCAUGUCUCCGGCCAUUUGCUAUCAAACGAUCGAUGCCAGGGAUUCAUUGAACUUCAUAUUGUCAUAUAGCGGACUGGCCUUCCUCAUCGUCGCUGAGAUAUUAGCCACGUGGUACAUUGUGUGGAAAAGAGACACAGCAAUUUUACCAAAUGAAUCCCAGGUAGAUUGA
Messenger RNA from Acanthosepion pharaonis, 993 nucleotides. NCBI's taxonomy places the organism in Eukaryota, Metazoa, Mollusca, Cephalopoda, Sepiida, Sepiidae. The record is from the annotation of a GenBank genome assembly.